AUGAGUGACACACGGCCGACAAUCAAGAAUUCUGUUAUGACCCAAGAGAUGCAGGAAGAUGUGAUCAAAUUCGCUCAGGAUGCCAUGAAAAAGCACAAGGCAGAUGGAGAAAUUGCCGGAGCAAUCAAAAGCGAGAUGGAAAAGAAAUAUGGGGAGACGUGGCAUGUCACAGUCGGAGCAAGUUUUGGAAGGAUUCCAGUGUUCAGCCCGCAGCUCAACUUAAUGGUCAGUAAUUUCAAAGAUAUGAUCUGUAAAAUGCGGUAUUAUUGUGCCGAAAAUUGA
Echinostoma caproni is the source of this 282-nucleotide messenger RNA. The record is from the annotation of a GenBank genome assembly. Lineage: Eukaryota; Metazoa; Platyhelminthes; Trematoda; Plagiorchiida; Echinostomatidae.